This is a messenger RNA of Diaporthe batatas, 955 nucleotides long. RefSeq lists its product as uncharacterized. Lineage: Eukaryota; Fungi; Ascomycota; Sordariomycetes; Diaporthales; Diaporthaceae. The transcript has 4 exons. Gene Ontology annotation, molecular function: phosphatidylcholine lysophospholipase A1 activity. The record is from RefSeq and is a predicted model, not a curated record. The coding region runs from base 132 to 752 and encodes 206 amino acids.
GUUGACGUUGACUCAGCCAACUGUCAUUUCUGCCUAGCGACUUGAUCUCGCCAUCUUCCCGCCCCUGUUCCCGGAUCGACUUUGCAGCCUGAGUAGAAAUCACCGACGCUCAUCCACCCCUGAAGCUCGCCAUGUCGACCAAGAAGAUCCGAAUUUUGUUCUUGGGCGCAUCGUUGGUGGCCGGGUACUCAUGCAUGGGCGCGGUUUACCAUCCCUUCUCACAACAUGUCGCCAGUAUGCUUGGGACGAUCCUGCCGGAUACAAAGAUCGAGACGGUCGUGGACGGUGUGCCCGGCGAUAUGGUGACAAGGGGGAGAUUUCUAGAGCGGAUGCAGAAACAUUUCGGCAAGGGCCAGGAACCCUUCGAUUGGACCAUUGUGCUGGGCGCGACGAAUGACAUAGCAUUCAACAUCCAAGGAGAUGAGAUCAUAGAAGCCUUCAAGAAGAUCUGGGAUAUCCCGCUUUCCCAUGGAAGCAGGGUGCUGGCGCUCACCGUUCCUAGAGCGACCAUCGACAAGAACAACGCUGGCCUCGUUCACCGAAGAAAUGUUCUCAAUCAGUUGAUAAAAGAUCACAAGGCAGAAAACUUCUACACUUUUGACCUUCACGAUGCUCUGCCGUGUGACGAAAACCACCGCAAAUAUUGGGACGACGCGAUCCACUUCACCCCUGAAGGAUACACCUUUAUCGGUGAAAAGGUCGGUGUGGCCCUAAUGGGUCACAUUGUCGCAGAGAGAACAAAAGCAGCAUAGUCGCUAGUACUCGUGAGGACUUCCUGUGUGGACGAAUCCGAACUGGACCGUAAAUUCUUGUCAUCCCACAAUUGAGUGUAGAGGAGUGGUGAGUGUAGAGGAAAGCAAAUGAGACGGGGCUAUAGACCCUGCGUGUCGAUCUGAGCCCUUAAGCGGGAUAGAUCUUGCGAGGUUGCUUUAAGCAUAGCAUGAUCGCCCUGGGC